UCGUUCUUUCCUACCGCAUCGAUCAUGCCAUCUUGCGUUUUUUAUCACCUACAUAUGUAUGUAGACACUCAACAAAUUAUGUGGCCAUCACGAGAGGGCCGACGUUGCAUAAACACCCAUCUUGAUCUCACAAUACACGCUAUCUUGCUUGAUAUCUUUUUAUUAACUCUGAUGGGUGACCUGACUGCUCCGAACAGAUACUAAGGAACAUUCCUGUCCGCAUAUUUCGUACGUAACACUGGUGUUUAAACGAGCAUGUUUACCUCACAUAUCAGCCACUGUCUACUAAUGCAAUAAGCAACACUCGUAAUCUGGUAGACGCUAAGUUUCCCUACAAACAUCCAACCUGUCCGGGCCCGAGAAAGGAGAUCACAUGCAGUGAGCCAAAGGACGGCAGCAACGCUGUUUAUAUCCAUUGGUGAGGCGGGAUGGACCUGCGGUCAAGGAGCGCCCGAUCCCGACGCCGCUCGCGCUGAUCUUGUUUCUGAUCCCGAUCGCGAUGCCGACUCUGAUCUCUAUCCACGUAAGGCAUGGUGCAUACCCAUCAAUCACACAAAUGGAGCUGGUCUCAAGCGAAUCCAUUAUUGGUCGGGCAAAUAGUACUUUUUGAACGAUAUUUCUCACAGUUGUGUGAGUUCCAUAGGACAAUUGGAUGUAGUGAAAAUUUGCA
Messenger RNA from Periconia digitata, 670 nucleotides. NCBI's taxonomy places the organism in Eukaryota, Fungi, Ascomycota, Dothideomycetes, Pleosporales, Periconiaceae. The record is from the annotation of a GenBank genome assembly.